AUGGCUCUAUCUCUCGUUAUUUGUGCUGGUGGCCUUGCUCUUGGUAUCGCACAGCAUGCUGGCAGCCUCAAAAGAGAGGAACAUCCCAAGCUCUCGGUCUCUAUGUGCACCGCUUCAGGCUGCAUAUCACAGGAGAAGGAGGUCGUGAUCGAUCAGAAUUGGCGGUGGGUGCACAAGAGAGGACAGCCAGUGAAUUGCUACACGGGUAACCAAUGGGAUACGAGUAUUUGCCCUGAUCCAAAAACGUGCGCGGCGAAUUGCGAGGUCGGUGCUGCCGACACGGAGUAUGCAAGCACAUAUGGAGUGACGACCAAUGGUGAUGAGCUGAAGAUGGGUUUCGUCACGCAAGGGGCUUAUUCGAAAAACGUCGGGUCCCGAAAUUUCCUCAUGGAUGAUGAAUCAACGUACUACAUGUUCAAAUUGAAGAACAAGGAGUUUACUUUUGAUGUUGAUGUGUCAAAGUUGCCCUGCGGUCUCAAUGGUGCCGUGUAUUUCGUCGAGAUGGACGCUGAUGGAGGCAUGGCGAAGAAUCCCACUAACAAGGCUGGAGCUAAGUAUGGGACGGGUUACUGCGAUGCACAAUGCCCGCAGGACGUGAAAUUCAUUAACGGCGAGGGCAAUGUCGUCAACUGGACAGCCACAGGGCCAGGUACUGGUGUAGGCCAAUAUGGCGCAUGCUGUACAGAGAUGGACGUAUGGGAAGCGAACAGCAUCAGUACGGCGUACACAGCUCAUUCGUGCACGACUGAUGGCCAUCGGCGUUGCGAGGGGGAUGACUGUGGCAACACAGCUGGCAGUCGCUACAAGGGGCUGUGUGACAAGAACGGUUGUGACUUGCAGACUUACCGUUUGGGCAACACGACUUUCUUUGGCAAGGGCGGCGUCAUUGACACCUUGCAGAAGGUGACAGUUGUUAAGAUGGCACGGACAGUGGGGACCUCAAGGAAAUUCGCCGUCAUUAUGUCCAGAACGGAAAGAAGAUCGGCACCCCCGAAUUGA
This is a messenger RNA of Prorocentrum cordatum, 999 nucleotides long. The record is from the annotation of a GenBank genome assembly. Lineage: Eukaryota; Dinophyceae; Prorocentrales; Prorocentraceae.